Messenger RNA from Stegastes partitus (bicolor damselfish), 3970 nucleotides. RefSeq names its product cofactor required for Sp1 transcriptional activation, subunit 7 (gene crsp7). The record is from RefSeq and is a predicted model, not a curated record. The coding region runs from base 210 to 2084 and encodes 624 amino acids. NCBI's taxonomy places the organism in Eukaryota, Metazoa, Chordata, Actinopteri, Pomacentridae. The transcript is spliced from 3 exons. Gene Ontology annotation, cellular component: core mediator complex; nucleus; mediator complex. Gene Ontology annotation, biological process: positive regulation of gene expression; regulation of transcription by RNA polymerase II. Gene Ontology annotation, molecular function: transcription coregulator activity.
UGAGUUGCCAGAGCGCCGAGCAGGCAGCAGCUAACGGUCAACACGGCAGCCUCAGUCCCACUCCAUGUGAGAUAAAGCGAGCCGUCUGCCGUACAGGGGACAGAAAAUAUGAUGUUCGGACGCCGAAGCGGCUUCUGAUCCAUCAUUGUCACCCGGUUUUCAUUUUGGAGGAUUCCUCCCUCCAUCCUCCGGAUCGCACCGAACAGGCAAUGACAACGGUCUCAGCAACCCCGCAGCAGAUGAGGGACCGGCUGCUGCAGGCCAUCGACAGUCAGAGCAAUAUAUGCAACAUGGUGGCUGUGUUGGAAGUAAUCACCUGUCUGGAGAAGUAUCCUAUCACCAAAGAAGCACUUGAGGAAACCCGACUAGGAAAACUGAUCAAUGAUGUGAGGAAGAAGACCAAGGAUGAAGACCUUGCAAAGCGUGCUAAAAAGCUCUUGAAGAACUGGCGAAAGCUGAUUGAACCCGGGCCGGCAGUGGCUGCGAGCGCCCCUGGGUCCACCAACGGCAGUUCACACCCCUGCAGAACAGAGGCGUCUCCUCCUGACAUCUCGCUGCCAGGCAAAGGCGUCCCCGAGGUCAAAAUCAGAAACGAUGUUCACAACACAUACUCGCCAAAAGCGGAGAAGUCAAGCAGCCGCAAGCGCCGGGCGGAGCACAGGGACGGUGGCGUGCACUUACCAGAGAAGAUCUCCAAGAUGUCCUCAUUUGAUAACUCUGUUUCACCACCGCCCACCAACGGGAUCGCCGGCAGUCCAGACGCGCUGCCGGACCAGGAGGUGGUCCCGUCUCCUGACAGAUCUCGACUAGAGCACCUUGAUAAUGAUAAAAUCAACAGAAUUCCGGUCAACGCUGUCAAGCCUCGCCCCAGCUCUCCCGGGGUUGCCAAACUACCUAGCACUUCCUCUUUGAUCAAAGUGGCUGUGAUGCAACAGCAGGCCAGACUGGACGAAGGCGGAGGGGGCUGCUAUCAAGCCAAAAGUCCCCGCGGCCUCACCACCAGUCCCAGGAGCAUGAAGCAGGACACAGUGACCAAGCGCUCUUCAGCAUAUGCACCGAAAGGAACUCCAGUCCCGAGCCCCUCCUCCAGAGACUCUCCCGUGUUGUUCUCCCAGCCCGUGUCCUCCCCAAGCCAAGCCUCGUACGCUGACAAGCUGCCACAUUCUUCUCAUAGGUCUUCAAUGCACUGGGCCACUUCGUCAGAAGUCCCGUCUCAUUGCCCACCGCCAGACAUCUCUGCAACACUGGAAUCCCUGUCUGUCUCCCCGUCCCCCUCUCUCCCCCCACAGAACUCAGACCUCCACAGACCGGCGUCGGAGGGAGCCAUGGCGAUGUCUGAUGACGCAGACGGGCCAGCCGUGUCCAACUCGGAGCAUAAAAGGAGGAAGUACAGGUCUAGAGACUACUCUGUCAACUUAGAUGGCCAGAAAAUAGAGGACACGACGAAGCCUGUACGCUUAAAAGAACGCAGGCUAACGUUUGACCCGGUCACUGGUCAGAUCAAACCUCUGGUGCAUAAAGAACAUUCUCAGACAGAGGAAGCUCCCACUCCUGACCCCUCCGAGUCCAGGCAAAGAACUGAAAGCACUGUACAUCGGCCCGCUCUCCCUACCCCGGCCCCAAUCAUAGCCCCAGCCCCGGUCCCGCCCUUAAACCCAACCCUAAACCCGACCCCAGGUCCCAGUCCCAACCCCUUCCACCAAACCAAUUGGAAGGAGCUGUCUAGAAAUGAAAUCAUCCAGUCCUACUUGAACCUUCAGAGCAAUGUGCUCACCUCCUCAGGGGUCCAGGCCCCGAGUGCACACUUUUUCAUGUCAGAGUAUCUGAAAAGGGAAGAGCAGGAGAUUAAGGAGUCAAGGAAGACACACGUUCUGCAGACAGACAGCCCGACAGGGGAUUUAGCGGGCGUGAGCCGGGAGGUGACAGGCGAGGACCUGGACAGGAUGCACACACAGCACUGGGCGGGGGUGAACGGGUGUUUCGACACCAAGGGGACCUGGUAUGAUUGGACAGAGUGCAUAUCGCUGGACCCUCACGGUGAUGAGAGCAAAUUGAACAUCCUGCCAUACGUUUGCCUAGACUGAGGGUUGGGAAGGUGGUCCUUUUCCACUCCUUUCUUUCGUCUCCCCACAGAGACGAGAGUUUUUUGUGAUUUUGUUUGUCCACUGUGAGUUUGGCGAGAACCAGGCCUGCUAAACUCCCCUAGCCACGCCUCUUCCAUUUUCUGUGAUAAUCAAUUCAGAUUUUGGUAUAAAAAGCAUAAAUAUUAAAAGAGUAGUUGAGUUUGUAAUAUCAAGGGCUGUUUCUGUUUUAUUUUUCAAACUGAAAGCCACAGGAAUGAUGAGGCCCAUGUUGCAGAGUACUGCUGCUAUCACAGAGGCAGGAGAGGCGGCGUUGCCCCAGACAGCCUGGAGCGGUCCGACAGCGUGGAUGCUUCAUGAUCUGUGUUGUAGCCCCGCUUCAGGUGCACUGGGCUGACACUGGUUUCCUCUUUACCUUCUGCUUUCUACAGUCUAGGGGAGGCUGGGGUUUAGCGGUCCUGUCCAGACCACCAUGUUGGUGCCCAGGAGAGGUGUCGGUAGAGUUCAUCUAGCACAGUUAGAGCUGAACGUGUCCAGACUAUGAAAUACUGGAGCAUAUUUAGCAGUUACAAGAAGCUUUAUGUGAGAUAUAAAGAGUAAAUUAUAAAUUUCUUAUCCUGUAUACAUCUAUUUAUUUUGACCUGUUCAUUUAUGGGAUGAUCAUCAGAACAGAUGGUCAACAAAACUUUGGAUUCUUUUUUUUUUUUAAAUUUUCCCCCUCUGUGUUUGCAUCACGAUGUUGUCAGCCUGAUCUUCACUGUUAAGAGGGCACUCAGAUGUCCGCGUGGUCCGUCUCUAGGAUUGGCCAAUGCACUUGGUUCUUAACAUUCCAGACUCCACCCUUCACCCACUUUCUCCAUCUCCUCGUAUGGCUCCUGAAUGCCCACGCCGUCUCACGUUCUGAAAGUUCACUUGGUUUCACAUGGUUCCAUCCCAGUAGCGUGGUGCUGCUAAUGUUAGCGACGGAACAUCUGUCAGCAGCUGUUUGUCCUCCCAGCAGACGGUCACAUCAGAUGGUGUUCAUCAGUCACUGCGUUUGAGGGACUCAAGCCAGGACGUGUUUUAAUGCUGGAACUCACUUUGUUUCCAUUCCUUCACAUAUUGUUUGCCUUCUAACGUUCUUUGACAGUAUUUCUCUGAGUUGAGCAGCCUUAGUGAAUGUACAGGACGGUGACCUCUUAUGCACUUGUACAUAAGUUGACAACGUAUUGGUCGUUUCAGCACUGACGGGUCAGCCACAUUACGCGCCCAGAGUUUAUUUAAACACAUUUCAGGUUGGUAAAGCUGCUUUCAGGAGUUUAGAACACGUUUAGGAUGAAGUAACGUUCCUUUUGCUUCCAUCUUUGAGUUCAGUAAACAUAAAAAGGUGAUUUAAAAAGAAAAAAAAAAAAAGAAAGCUUGGGCAUCUUGGCAUUUUCCUCGUGACAACCAACUAAUACUUCAGUUUGUUUUCCUCCCAUACUGCUCAUCGGUCACUACCGUGUUCCUCACAUGAUCUGAACUGAGACUGGCUCAUGUGCAGCCUCUCUGGCCGUCCGUUCAGUCAUCCCCACCAAUGUGCCUUGCUAAAUGGUAAACCUGGAUUUGCUUCUGCACUAAACGCGCCCGUCUGGAGCCGAGUUGACGUGCGAGAAUCCCAAAUCCUUCAAUGGAUAUGACGCUGGUAUAUGCACCGUUUUCUGUUGACUCUUUUUGUACACGUGGACGGAGGAGGGUGAAGCUGCAGAUGAUGAGAAGCUGCACAAACACAACAGAGCUGGCAAUAAAGGAAAAGUGCUACAACUGGUUGAUAAGAAUCUGUUUUUCUGGAGUUUUGACUGGGGCAUCUUUAUUUGUUCAGUGUUUAACAUCUCUCAAUUGUUUGAAAAAUAAAAUGAUCUAAAUCUUCA